AUCCCCGGUUCCGAAGGAAAAAACAAAAACAAAAACAAAACCCGACAGAAAUUCGGCCUUGGGAGGAACUCUACAGAUCUCUCCAGUCUUUUUCUGCCUCUACUGUUUGCCCUGGAAAGUAAGGGCACUUGCGGUUGUCUGACUCCUCCCCCUUGCUCCAUCUAGCAGAUGCUCAGGCACCCUGUGCCACCUGACCUCGCCUGCAGCAUGGCCUUGCUUCCCUUUUGAAGUGCUUCGGAGGUGAGCUCCCCAGAGGUCAGCUGUUCUGCCUGAAGGCUAGGAAUGGUCAAAGAGUGUCUGCACGCACUCACACCCCAUACUGGGCCUUACGGCCUCCUGAGGAGUGAGCCUGAGAAGGUGGUGAGCAGCAGUCAGCGCCAGGACAAAAGAACCAGAGGCCAUGAGUGGCUAGGGAGAGCAGUGUGCAGGCAAGAUGGGUGAGGGAGAGCAGGAGCUGGCCAGCGGGAAGGACGGUGAGCGAGUGACUGGGUGGCCGAGAGCGUGCCAGCGGGAGUGGGAGAGUGGGCGAGUGGGCGAGCGGCUGGCUGGAAUCCUAAGCGCUGCAAUACGCCGGGCGCAGGUUCUGGUUUGGGAGAGCCAGCUGCCCAGAGCCACGUGGCCAGGACACGGCCCGAGAAGGGGUAGUAGGCGAGGCUAAGCAGAAUGUAGGCGUGACGAGGCUGGGUCUGCGCUAGCUGUGGGCGGAGUGAGUUGGGGAGGGGCGUGGCCACACUCUUCCGGGCGCGAAGAAGCGCUGAAUAGGCAGGGUGUGGGCGUGACGACCGACUGAUGGGCGUGACCUAAGCAGUUGUGGGUGUGGCCGUCCGGCCCGAGCGGGAGGAAGUCACGUGCACGCGCGGGCUCACAUGACUGGCCGCGCGAUGGACUCGCUGCCAGCUUCGGCAGUUGGGUCUGCAGCUGAGGCGGAGGCUGACGAGGAGGAGGCGGAUCCCCUGGCGACAGGCUCACCAACACUCCCGGUCAUUGAGUGGGGGGACCAAGACCCCAGGUCAAUGCAGAUGCCCCAGGGCAACCCAUUGCUGCUGCCCUACACCCUGCAGGAGCUGCUGGCCAGGGACAGUGUGCAGGUGGAGCUCAUCCCAGAGAAGAAGGGGCUCUUCCUGAAGCAUGUGGAGUAUGAGGUGUCCAGCCAGCGCUUCAAGACCUCUGUGUGUCGUCGAUACAAUGACUUUGUGGUCUUCCAUGAAAUGCUGUUGCACAGGUUCCCAUACCGCAUGGUGCCAGCUCUUCCACCCAAGAGAAUGCUGGGAGCUGACAGGGAAUUCAUUGAGGGCCGGAGAAGGGCUCUGAAGCGCUUCAUCAACCUGGUGGCCAGGCAUCCCCCGUUCUCUGAGGAUGUCACACUCAAGCUGUUCCUCUCAUUCAGUGGCCCAGAUGUGCAGAACAGGCUUAGGGAAGCAGCCCAGGGUGUUGGGGACGAAUUCCUGAACUGUAAGCUGGCGACUAGGGCCAAGGACUUCCUCCCUGCCGACAUCCAGACUCAGUUCGCCAUGAGCCGGGAGCUCAUUCGAAACCUCUACAACAGCUUCUACAAGCUGCGGGACCGGGCUGAGCGGAUUGCAUCUAGGGCCAUUGACAAUGCAGCUGAUCUUCUCAUAUUUGGGAAAGAGCUGAGUGCCUUAGGGUCUGACAUGACCCCGCUGCCCUCCUGGGCCACUCUGCAUCUGAGCACCUGGGCCUCUCUGAAGCAGGCUAUGAAGGGCCUAUCUGUGGAGUUUGCGGUGUUGGCAGACAAAGCUGCGCAACAGGGCAGACAAGAAGAGAAUGAUGUGGUGGAAAAGCUGAACCUUUUCUUGGAUUUGCUUCAGGCCUAUAAAGACCUGUGUGAGCGGCAUGAGAAGGGAGUGUUACACAAGCACCAGCGCGCACUGCACAAGUAUGGACUGAUGAAGAGGCAGAUGAUGAGUGCUGCCGUGCAGAACUGCGAGCCCGAGUCUGUGGAGCAGCUCGAGUCCCGCAUUGUGGAGCAGGAGAAUGUGAUCCAGACCAUGGAGCUUCGCAACUACUUCUCCCUGUACUGCCUGCAUCAGGAGACACAGCUGGUCCACGUGUACCUUCCCCUCACCUCCCAUAUCCUUGGGGCCUUUGUGAACUCACAGAUCCAGGGGCACAAGGAGAUGAGCAAGGUGUGGAACGAUCUGAAGCCGAAGCUCAGCUGUCUCUUUGCUGGACCCCACAAUGCACUGACUCCACCACGGUCCCCUGCAGAGGACAGCCUAUGUUCCCACUAGUUCCCAAGGCCACAGCAGAGCUCCCUGUGACUCACUAAAACCUCUUUCCAAAUAGUGUGUCCCUGGCUGAUUCCCUUCGGAUGGCGGCUGCUGCCCUAUGGUACCUGGAGGGGCUGAAGCAGAGGAGCUCAUACUGUCCAGGUCCUUGGGGACACAGCCAGCUAUCUUUACCCCAUUCCUGGGUGGGAGGCUGCACCCCUGACCAGCUCUGUGCCUAUAGACCCUGUACACCCCCCAGGGGAGAAGUUGGGGUUCUCUGCUAGAGUUGGGGGACAAGGAUUGUUCCUGCACUGCAGGUCAUGCCUUCAGGUGUGCACAGCAGCCCCUGCCUCCCCACCGUACCCAAACAGUCCAGAGGUGUUCAUCUGGAGCAGGGGUCAGCCGUAGAGGCAAGGGCAGGCAGGGCUGUCCUGUGGGCAGGUAGCCAUCAGGUGAGGAGACAGCCAGUCUAUGAUGGGCAAAGUUCAGGCUGUGGACGGGGGCCCCAGACACAAGCAGCUGGGCCACUGCUAUGUGCACCAGAACGGAAGGCAAGGCAGGAAGGCGAGCUAAUGCAAAAAGUCCCUGAAUGUCCAGGGGACAUGCUCCAGUAAACAUCUGCAAGCCUGGGCUGAGGCUUGCCGCCAGGCCAGGUAUCCUGAGCUCCCCUGUGCACGCAUGCAAGAUCCUAAGGGUCCAUGUCUUGAGUGCGAUAGGUGUAAAGAUCUCUGGGGUGAUGGUAAGGAGGCACCUCCUGUCUAUCAGAGGCUGGAAGCUAUUCCUUUACAACUCUUGGUGGCUACUGUUCGAGGCCAGGGUGUGGGGCACUGAGGUUUGUGAGGUGGGCUGGGGGCAAGUGGGAUGCAGGGGGCAGGUGCCGCAUAGGAAGAAUGCUGACUGGGCCUCAGGGGGGCAGCAUCAGUGGAGUAGAGCCUUUGAAACCAUUUUCCUUUUUUGGAGACUAUAGAGCCCUCCUGCCUGCUUGCCCAGGGCAGGGCAUUUCAAGCUGAAUAGAGCUGGCUGCCUGUUCUGUGGGGUCAGGUCUAGGUGAUGGCUAUGUUCAUCCCUCCUGUAAUGGACACACAGGGUUUUUGUUGGGCCUCAGGUGUUGUCAACCCCUAUCCUCAAUGGCCAGGGAAAGACUUAGAAGAGGCUCACAGCAUUUCUAGUUUUUCCCAUCCCAUGAUUCCUGCCUACUGUGCAUUGCCUUUCCCAGGGUAGACGGAGGCCUGGCUGGUUCUGAAUCUUGUCCUCACACUGACAGGCCAGAGUCAGGGCCGCCUUGAUCUGGCUGAUAGCUGUGUGGGACCCACUGGGAGGAUGUGGUGGCUAUGAUUUAAUACUGCUCCUAUGUGGAUGGGCAGAUUCUGCCUGUGCCUUCCUGCUACCGGGCUGGCCACAGGGCAGACUGGCCCCCUGUGGUUCAAGGUGGCUCUUGCCCCGGACCUCCCUCUGCCAUGUGGCCUUGAGUUGCUGUCCAAACUGUUCCUGGAGCCCUGACUCUAAUGCCUUCUGUGCUGCUGCUAGGAAGAGGCCCUGGGGUCAGGAGCAUGCAUCUCCAGGCAGUGGAGGAAUUCCAAAAGACAUUCCCAGAAUAU
Molecule: messenger RNA, 3829 nt
Organism: Octodon degus (degu)
Lineage: Eukaryota; Metazoa; Chordata; Mammalia; Rodentia; Octodontidae
Gene: Snx8
Product: sorting nexin 8
Exons: 11
Coding region: 867-2252 (461 amino acids)
Biological process (GO): retrograde transport, endosome to Golgi
Molecular function (GO): phosphatidylinositol binding
Source: RefSeq, a predicted model, not a curated record